Rhopilema esculentum is the source of this 1968-nucleotide messenger RNA. RefSeq names its product N-alpha-acetyltransferase 38, NatC auxiliary subunit. Gene Ontology annotation, molecular function: RNA binding. NCBI's taxonomy places the organism in Eukaryota, Metazoa, Cnidaria, Scyphozoa, Rhizostomeae, Rhizostomatidae. Gene Ontology annotation, cellular component: NatC complex. The record is from RefSeq and is a predicted model, not a curated record.
UUCAUUGCAUUGUGGGUAGGUUAGUCAUCUCCAUUGCAUUGUGGGUUAAUGGGGAAUCAAAAUAUCUAGCAAAAUGGCAGACGAUGCUGCGGAAGAGGUUACCAAAGCGAAUGUUGAUUACACAGAGAACGCCCAGGGUGAUAAAAUUGACAAGGAACACAUGUUGCUAAAAAAACUAUUAAACAAAACCUUCAAAGUGAAAAUCUCAGAUGGAAGGACACUAGUUGGCUCAUUUUUAUGCACAGACAAAGACCAAAAUGUUAUAUUGGGACAGUGCCAAGAGUAUGUCAAGCCAAAUGGACCUGAGGAAGGUGAAGAAGCAAGAACUCUAGGCUUGGCAAUGAUACCUGGCAUUCAUAUUGUUGAAAUUCAUGUAGAUACUAAUGUACCAGAAUUCAGGACUCAAACCCACCCGUUAGGGUAUGUAAAUUUAGCAAAUGAAGCAUAAUAGACUGAUAAUGUGUGAUACAUCAUCAACUUUGUUUUGUGAAUAUUAAAUUUUUUAUAUUCUUAGCUAUUUAAUGAAAAAAUUUUACAAACUUCACUAAAACUUCUAUUCAAAUGAUCCUUUAUCUAAAAGUUUUGCUAAUUGUCCAUAGUUGAUAGGCUCUGGUGGUCCUCAACCCACACAGAUAUCAAGUUUAUUAAGAACCUGAAAACAUUGUUACAUCUUAUUGUUUACACAAAUGCAUAUUAGUUUAAUGUUUAUACUUCAGUAAAUCGAGAUAAAUUAAUUGCAAAAUUUUGGUUGGGGGCAAAUAAAUUUUGGUUGAAAAAUAUUUACAGUCUUAUCAUGCAGCCAUGACUUUUCAACACAUCAUGUAUAAAAAUGCUAUCAAAUUUUUUUGUGGCGACGUCAUUUUUCAAAUUAAUUCUUCACACUUUUAAGUUUGUUUAGCAUAAAAAUUAUUGUGCAAUAUCACUUUUUCCAAUAUAAUGUCACAGCAAAUAAUUGCCACAAAAAAUAUUAUAACUGUGAGUGCAUACUUGAUAUAAUGAAAACACGCCAUUUAUUUGGCUUAUCCUUUGUAAUUUUUCAAUCGAAAAUUUUAAGAUGCAAUUGCUCCAAAACUGCCUUAGUCUUACUCUAUUGCAAGCUCAUUGAACAGAGAUUCUUGAAACAGAAAAAAACGAAAAAAUUUAUACAAGUUUUAUAUUAAUAUUACCUUCAUAAUAUUAUGCCACAUCGCUGUUCAUUUCGGGCUCUAUUGUUCAAAAUGUAUUUUGCAUAUUGGACAUUUCAAAUGGACAUAUAAAAUAAAGUCCUAUGACUGCUGCUCAGUUGGCAAUACACGGUAUUUUUCUAUACAUUAUUCCUCCAAAAUGGAAACGAAGCUGUGAAAAGGCUUGACAUCAAUGUGCCUUCUUCAGCCAAAUUUGGCCACGUCAAUAGCUUAUCGUGAGUUUCCAGCAAGCAAUAAUAUGAAAAUCAUUACUCUGUAAUAGAGUAUUUAUUCCCAAGCUUUAAGGUUUCACAAACCUCCCAACACUUCGUAAGGUUGUUGAUAAUUUACGUUUACGUGCAUCAGCUUAGGUUUUGAGAUGAACAUGACAAUAUAAUGGUGACCAGUUACAAAUUCGUUACUCUCGGAUUUCAGGCAAUGUGUUCUCUUUUCCCCAACUUCCAUGUUUUAUAGUUUUGAAUAUUUAUAAAAUAAUCUUUCCUUUAGCUUUGCUAGCUACAUUAAUUACUGUCGUUUCAAGCAAUGUAAGCCCAUAGCAGCCUUUUCCUCACAGAUACUUUAAAGUGUCUUAAUUGCCCAAGCAUUUGUUUACGGUCAUAAUUAUUUUUCUAAAUUCCUGUUUCUAUGCGUUUUUGUUUGAUAGCAUGGCAAGAUCAGAUCUAAAAACUAAUUAAGCCAACAAAUUCGUAACAUAGCUUUGUCCAGCGUUCUGACAAUUUGCCAGAUUUCCUUAAACACGCUUAUUUUUCUUUAGUUCUAUGCGUGCCCCGAAUAGAUUUCAUUA